AUGUUUCUGGAACAGGGCUUCUCAGACACAGGGCUGAGCCUGGCGGGUCCAGGGCCAGCCGGGGUUGAGGAGCGGCUCCUCAUGAGCCUCUUGCCCCGGAAUGUUGCCAUGGAGAUGAAGGAGGACUUCCUGAAGCCCCCUGAGAGGAUUUUCCACAAGAUUUAUAUCCAGAGGCAUGACAACGUGAGCAUCCUGUUUGCUGACAUCGUGGGCUUCACGGGGCUGGCAUCCCAGUGCACAGCCCAGGAGCUGGUGAAACUCCUCAACGAGCUCUUCGGCAAGUUUGAUGAGUUAGCCACGGAGAACCACUGUCGCCGCAUCAAGAUCCUGGGGGACUGCUACUACUGCGUAUCGGGCCUCACCCAGCCCAAGACUGACCACGCCCACUGCUGCGUGGAGAUGGGGCUCGACAUGAUCGACACUAUCACGUCCGUGGCUGAGGCCACCGAGGUGGACCUGAACAUGCGUGUGGGGCUGCACACCGGCAGGGUCCUGUGCGGCGUCCUGGGCCUGCGCAAGUGGCAGUAUGACGUGUGGUCCAACGAUGUGACUCUGGCCAAUGUCAUGGAGGCUGCUGGUCUGCCGGGGAAGGUUCACAUCACAAAGACGACCCUCGCGUGCUUGAAUGGGGACUACGAGGUAGAACCAGGUCAUGGACAUGAGAGGAACAGUUUCUUGAAAACUCACAAUAUCGAAACCUUUUUUAUUGUGCCAUCCCAUCGGCGAAAGAUAUUUCCAGGCCUGAUUCUCUCAGAUAUAAAACCGGCCAAGAGGAUGAAGUUCAAGACCGUCUGCUACCUGCUGGUGCAGCUCAUGCACUGCCGGAAGAUGUUCAAGGCUGAGAUCCCCUUCUCCAACGUCAUGACCUGCGAGGAUGACGACAAGCGGAGGGCAUUGAGAACAGCCUCAGAAAAACUCAGAAACCGCUCGUCUUUCUCCACCAACGUGGUCUACAGCACGCCGGGCACUCGCGUCAACAGGUACAUCAGCCGCCUCUUAGAAGCCCGCCAGACGGAGCUGGAGAUGGCGGACCUCAACGUGGUCACUCUGAAGUACAAGCACGCUGAGCGGGAGCAGAAGUACCACCAGCUGCAGGACGAGUACUUCACCAGCGCCGUCGUCCUCGCCCUCAUCCUGGCUGCCUUAUUCGGCCUCGUCUACCUUCUGAUAAUCCCACAAAGUGUGGCCGUUCUGCUCCUGCUCGUGUUCUGUAUCUGCUUCCUGGUGGCCUGUGUCCUCUACUUGCACAUCACCCGUGUCCAGUGUUUUCCAGGAUGCCUGACGAUUCAGAUCCGCACCGUCUUAUGUAUUUUCAUAGCAGUCUUAAUCUACUCAGUAGCCCAAGGAUGUGUGGUGGGCUGCCUGCCCUGGGCCUGGAGCUCCAAGUACAACAGCUCCCUGGUGGUCCUCUCGGCUGGUGGCCGGCGCACGGUGCUGCCUGCCCUGCCCUGCGAGUCUGCACACCAUGCCCUGCUCUGCUGCCUGGUGGGCACCCUCCCGCUAGCCAUAUUCCUGCGGGUGUCCUCCUUGCCCAAAAUGAUCUUGCUCUGUGGGCUGACCACGUCCUACAUCCUCGUUCUGGAGCUCAGCGGAUACACCAAGGCUGGGGGCGCCGCAGUCUCGGGGCACAGCUACGAGCCCAUCAUGGCCAUCCUGCUGUUCUCGUGCGCACUGGCCCUGCAUGCCAGGCAGGUGGACGUCCGCUUGCGGCUGGACUACCUCUGGGCUGCGCAGGCACAUUUCCUCAUGUCCAAUCCGCGGAACAUGGACCUGUACUACCAGUCCUACUCCCAGGUGGGUGUCAUGUUCGCCUCCAUCCCCAACUUCAAUGACUUCUACAUCGAGCUGGAUGGCAACAAUAUGGGCGUUGAGUGUCUGCGGCUCCUCAACGAGAUCAUUGCCGACUUUGAUGAGCUCAUGGACAAAGACUUUUACAAGGACCUAGAGAAGAUCAAGACCAUCGGGAGCACCUACAUGGCCGCGGUGGGGCUGGUGCCCACGGCGGGGGCCAAGGCUAAGAAGUCCAUCUCCUCCCUCCUCAGCACGCUGGCGGACUUUGCCAUUGACAUGUUUGAUGUCCUGGAUGAGAUCAACUACCAGUCUUACAAUGACUUUGUCCUCCGAGUCGGCAUUAACGUGGGACCCGUGGUGGCUGGAGUGAUCGGUGCACGCAGGCCCCAGUAUGACAUCUGGGGGAAUACAGUCAACGUGGCUAGUCGGAUGGACAGCACCGGGGUUCAGGGCAGAAUACAGGUGACUGAGGAGGUGCACCGGCUGCUGAGGAGGUGCUCCUACCACUUCGUGUGCCGAGGCAAAGUCAGCGUCAAGGGAAAGGGUGAGAUGCUCACGUACUUCCUAGAAGGCAGGACCGACGGGAGCGGCUCUCAGGCCAGGUCCCUGCUCUUGGAGCGGAAGAUGUGUCCUUAUGGGAGAGGCAGACGCCCCCCAGUGUGCCCUGCGACAGGCCCUCCGCUCAGGGCCGGGCCCCCCCCGCAGCCCACCAGCCAGUACCUGCUGUCUGCAGCGGCUGGGAAGGAGGCUUAGUGGAGCCCGCGCUGGCCGCUGGGGGUGCACACAGGGCGAUAAUGCUCCUGGAGCGACACAGGCCAUGGCUCCAGCCAGGACCAGCUGAACCAGCAGAGCAGGCAGCCAGCACCAGGCUGGAGAAGGAGCACUGUCCAGGCGCGACCGAGGGCCACGCAGACACAGCAUGGCAGGGACUUGGGAAGGGGAGGACCCUGUCUGCAAAGACACCCAGGCUCUCGGAAGAUGGGCCUGCUCUAUCCCCCGUUCAGUGGCACAGAGAGCACUGUCUCUUCCAGCAGACCUGCCAGGUUUGACCAGGUGGGCGUCAGCGUCGGGACUUUGAGAACAUCUUCCAGGGUUACAGGGGGAGCCAUGGAGCUAUGGCUGGCAGAGUGAUCAGGGAGCCCGCCAUGAGUGUGCCCCAAGAUAGCUCCGUGUCAACCUAGCCGUGGCAGGUCCUGGCACGUGGUGGUCCAGCCCUGGGCAGUGGCUUGAAGAGCCAAAGUGGGAAGCUGAGCCUUGCUGGGUAGGGCCAUGAGGACUGGGGUCUUUCACACCGUGGGCUUGGCACAGAUUCACUUGGGUCUUGGCAGGACGGUUUGGGGAAAAUUGAGAACCCACCUCACUGCAUGGAUAGUGGUGGCCGCUGGCUUUCCUCAAGAGUAGCUUUUAACUAAGAGCCAGAGGUGGGUCUUCUGAAGUCUCGGGGGUCCCUGCAGCAUCAUCUGUGUAAUUGUGGCCAGCACCGGCCACUGUCCUGCCUGAGCUUCUGGCCCUGUAAAAGCUGGACAUCCCGCUUCCUGCUCCAUCACUGUGCCUGUUCAGAGGAGCAUGGGGACGGGUGCACUUCUUGCCUUCCCGUGUGGCAUCUUGGGUCCUGUAUGUUUAACAAUUGUGCCAGGCUCUAUUUAUGCUGACAAUGAGUGACCCCCACACCCUGAGUAACUUUUCUUGAUGGAAGGUGCUGUUUCUCCAGCAGAACCAGCCCCCCUGGAUGGGGUCUUUCAGAGUUAACAUAAGGUCGUGAGUCCAGGCAUUCCUGCUCCAGGUGGCGCUGUGUGGCAGUCACGGUGAAGAUGAAGACUGAGGAUGUGGGGAUGGGUCCAGGAGGGCUGGUGGGGAGGGACUGGCCAGAAAUAGCUGGAUGAUGCCUGGCACAUGGAAACCUCAGACCUUAUCAGAGGGAGGACAGGAGGGAAUAUUCUAGGCAGGCUUGACACUGGGGAGACGAUCAGAAACCCACAGCUGCGAAAUGUGGCCAGAGAGGUUUCUGUGGAUUGCAGGUGAGGCCUGAGCCCAGCCCCUGCCCACAGCCAGCAGGCUUGGGGGUCCCUCUCCUCACUACUUUCUAAGGGCUUGACCCCCUUCCUGGGGGUCCCAACUUUUCAGAGUAGGAACAGAGAAAAGCCCAGACCUCUUUCCUGGAGUGUAGACCUGUGUGUAGGGGGGACCAAUCCAAUCCGUGAUAGGGUGGGGUGGGGGUGGUCUCCCAUCAUGGUGUAUCAGAUGUGGCCUCCUACCUGGAGAUGGCUGGACUCCAGCUCAGUCGUGUGGCUGUGUGGGGCAGCAGAGACCUUGCCAUAGCUGGCGGAGGCCAGGCUGGUGGGUGGCAUUGCAGGGCAACAAGUAUGGUGAUGCUUGGGGCAGGACAGAGGUGGGCAGGGUGGAUGCUGCAGGAGAGGGAACAGAGGCAGCUGAGUGCAGGAUUCCUGUCUUUCUCUCCUGGGCAUGUCUGUGGCUUCUGUGAUGGUGCAGGAGGCAGGACAGGCUCAUCUCAGACAGAAGCCACACGGAGCAAGGCGGUGGUGAAUGCUGGCCCUGGGCACCACGGUUCUGGGCUCUCAGGCCAGCUGCUGACCUCAGACCCGCAGGCCAUUCAGAAGGGAGAGUGCCUCCCUGGCCCAGCUUGUUCCUCACCAUUCCUGGUCCCUUGCGGGGCUCUUGAGCCUCAGUGCCACUGCCCACCCUGGGCUGUCCAGGUGGGGAAUAACUCCCAGAGAUGUCCAUGCCCUAGUCCCAGGCCCCAUGGAUAUGCCCUGUCACGCAGAAAAGGGGACUUUGCAGGUGGGAUUAAGGUUAGGGACCCUAGAAUGGGAGAGGAUCCUGGGCUACGUGGAUGGGCUCUCAGAAGUGUAUGCAGGAGGUAGGAGAGCCAGGAAUGAUUCCAAGCAUGAUAGAGACUGAGCCAUCAUUGCUGGUUUAAAGGUGAGGAGACCAUGAGCCAGCAUCUGGGACCGCUCAAACAUGAGGACAGCCCCAGCCCCAGCCAGUGAGGUAGCAGGGAUGUUGCUCCCACAACCACAAGGAGCUGAAUUUAGCCACAACCUGAGUGGGCAGGAAGCAGGUUCACCCAGAGCCUGCAGAUCUGAGCCCAGAGUGGCCACAGCUUGAUUUGGCUGGUGAGACAGCACAGCAGCCGCAUCAUGCCAUGUCUGGGCCCGGGGUUUGCAGAGCCGUGAGGUCACACGUGUACACGUGUCAGGCCUCUGAAGGUGCGGUUACCUGUCACGGCAGUAGGAGGAAGCCAUUGUGGAGGACCACACUGCCUCCUCUGCACACGGACUGUUCUGAAAUGGCACCCACAAGCUUGGCGAGGCCUCUACUCCAGAGGCCAAAGUCUCCAUCAUCAGCAGCCCCAGAUCCUUUCCACUUCCUGGGAGUUCAGGAACUGUUUAGCUACAACGUUCCUUGGGGUGAAAAACUUCCUUUUUAUUUGUGAUAAAACUGUAUUAUAUUGCCUUAUUUAUUUUUAAUCUUGUACAAUAUUCAUGUACACAUAUUGGAGCCAUUUGGGUAGGAUUCUCUCAAUUCUUUUAAGAUGCUCUGUAAAUAGCGCACUGAUCACAGGCGCUGCCUGUUCACUGGUACCAAAAAUGAAGGAAAGCCUGACCUCCACUUCAGCCCCUGGACCCCCACCUCAGCCCCUGCUCAGCGAGGCUGCGGCCCUUUGGAAAUGCCAUGCGUGUCCCUGAUGUGACCCUCACACGCCUCCCGUGCCUGGCGCCGUAGAGUAGAAUGCAGCCCCAAUGCGCUUCUGCGGUGUCCGUGUCCUGCUGUGGACGCCCCCAGGCCCAGCAGCCCACGUUUCAGACUCUGCAGCUGCUGGGGCUUUCGGAACACCUGUCACAGAAGCAAUAACUAACUUUACUGCAGAGAUGGGUCUGGCCAAAGCACAUGGCUAACACAGACAAGCCAUGCGUUCAAGUUCACCCAACUCCACGUGUGAUGGGGGCUGCCAUCCUGAGGCCCCCACGCCUUCCUGAAGACCCUGCUCUGGCGGCUCCAUCCCCAUGGGUUGGGCCGUCAGGGCUGGUCAAGAGAUCAGCACCCCAGGCACAUGCAGACAGGGCUGGCGUCAAAGCUCGUCAGAUCAUUGUGACCACACCCUGCUCGGGUGGGCACCCUCCAUCCCAGAUCUGCUCAGAUCCGUGGAUCUCAGCACCAUCUCAGGUGGACCCAGGGGUAAGCUGCUUGGCGUGUCAUGGCAGAACGCUCAAAGGAUGACAUUUCUAUGCUUACCUGUGAUUUGCUGUCUUAGGGAAAUGAUGGCUGGUUGGAGGCUGCUCCUGCUCACUUCCAUGGAGCUGGUGCCUCCUGGCAGGAGAAGAGCCCAGGGGGACAGGACUGUAUAGGGUCAAGGCCCCAUGCCCGGCGGGCCUGGGCGUGGGGAGGUUAGUUUGGGUGGCUUGAGGGACUGUGCUUGGAGGAUGACAGAGACAUCUUACUUGAGGAUCCCAGAUAUCCAUGAUAACCACGGGCACAUGAAUCAGUCCACAGUCUUUGGUACUGGAGAGGAGAUGCCGUGGCCAUUGUCCCCAGUUGGCAUUCCCCCAAGUUGUGGGGGAAAUGGGUCACCUCAGCCUCCUGUGGCCUUGGUCCUCACUGCACCUGCUGAGUCCACCAGAGCUGGGUAGGCUGAGACCACAGCCUCCGCUGGGCCGAGGCCAAGAGACUGGAGCUGGGAGCCUCCCUGGUGUGGCAGGGGCAGGGCCUGCAGGGCAGGAGCAUGGACAGAGCUGAGAGCAGGUGUCCAGGAGGGCUCAGUCCAGCUCAGUGGAAAGAAGGGUCUUCUGGCUACGAUUUUCCACAGAUGGAUUCGGGGGCUCCAGGUGUGGUAGGCCCAUGCCUAUGGUGGCAUGGUUUGGGGAGGAGGUUCCCACCUGCGCACUGCGGUGUCUGUGACUCUGUUAAUUGAUAGCAAGAAGCUGAGGAUACCCCAUGCCCAGGAGAGAGCAGGGCCCUGGAGCAGCCCAAUGCAAGGCUCCUAGGGCUGGGAAGGUGGAGGGGACCUGGAGGUGGACUGAUUUCUCACUUUUUAAAAUAAUCCCUCUACAAUAUCAGCACUAAAGUCAGCACCAGGGACACUGAGGCACUAAAAUGGUCCUGUUUUGUAUGUUUGGUUGUUUGUUUUGUUUGGGGGUUUUGCAGGACUCACAGAAGCCUGUGAGAGAGACUCAGGGUGGGUGUCACCGCAGGAAUUCCAGAAACAGGACUUUCCAGCUGAGUAUGUCAGAGUCGCUCCCUCCCAGCUGUGCAGUGGGAAGGGAGACAAAGGACAGGUGGUCUUCGUGGGUCGUAGUUCACAAUCAGUGGGAAAAAACAUCUUGGAAAUCAGAAAACCAACCACAGUAGCUGCCAUCUGGCCCACCAUUGUCCUCUGUACCUGACAGGAGUUAGUCAUUUUAGGUACAAUCCCUUCAUCUUUUGUGAAAUCAAUGAAGUUUCCUUCUACUCGUCACUAGAUUCAAUGCGUUCUGUGCUAACAACCCCAGGGAAAGGGCAGCCAGCGCUCUCUUGUCUAGUUAAAAAUAUGUCCAGUGAAUCUUAAGGAAACACUUAUUACUGGUAUCCAAUCCUGGCUUCUCUGGGCCCCUUCAGUGUGCAUCACUCACUCUCCCGUCCAUACAGUCCGUGGAGGGAGUAGUAUUAUAGUCCUUAUGCUGUUAAUGAAGAAUAUGAGGCCCAGAGAGGUUAUGGACUUAAGCAAAGUCACACAGCCUUGAGAAGCAGGGCCAAGAUUCAAUCCCCUGUUCUGUCCAGUUCCAAGCCCUGUGUUUUCCAUUACAUUUAGUGCCUCUUUGCUAACAGUAAAAUCUGCGAAAACUGUUUUGAUUUUGAUGGAGAACUCUAGCUUGUCUACACACAAGCACCCACCAUGGUGGGGGGCACACCUGAGCUGGUGGGUUCCGAGCAUGGCCGAGGCUGGUCCCCGCAGGCAGGGCUUGCUCUGGCCACCCAUUCUUGGAGCAUGUGCCCAAGUCUUCACUGGCACUGGCAGUCCUUGGCCUCACGUUGCUAAACUAGAGCAAAGAAAUUCCUCCCAGCUAAGCCGUAUUCCUCUUUUAACAACCGAUCCCCAGCAAGAAAAUAAAACACUAGGGUUGAAAAAUGCCUACAUGUCAUAUCAUACUUUACAUUCUAAAACCAUGUUGGAGCACAACCUAAGAAGAUACAGAAUCUACCCUUAACCAAGGAGGAGCAUUGCCACCCUUUUCUGUAAGGUCUCUCUGACAUCAAAUAGGCAGAAAUGUGGCACCCCCAGACACCCCCAAACUACACACCGUUUUCCCACUUAGACUGAACCAGCCCAGGCUCCCCGUUCCUGACAGGAGUUUCAUGAGCUCUGGUUUAGUUUGCUGUUCCUGCUCUUGUCGUCUUCUGCCGUAUGCUCGAUGUUACUGACGUAUGCCACCGGUGGGUGUAGGUGGAUCAGGGUGCCUUCUCAGAGAUUAGAGGAUGUUCAAAGAGCAGAUUUCCCUGGGAGGGUUCAGAAGGCAAGAAAGGGAUUACGACGGAUGGUGAGAAAUUUGUCAGCCACCAGGGAGAUCAGGGAUUGUGAUGGAUGAGAAAUUUGGCAACCCCCAGGGAAACUUGGCAGUGUGCCCCGACUGCCUCCUGGACACUGGUUCCUGCUGGUGCCAGGCAGCUCAGACUUUCAGAUGGGUUGGUUUCCAAAACAGCUUUCAGCCACGUAUUGAGAAUUAAUGUUUUUAAAUAGAGAUGAUAUCCUAAACUAACUCCCAGGAGAUCUGUCAAACCUCUUGGGCUUAACAAACUUGGUCAGGACUGUCGGCAAGAACAGCUGCUCGGGCGUCCUGCCUGUGGUCUGCUUCCCAUGGCGUGUGCAGCGGGAAGUUGGCCCAACAGCAGCCAGAACUUGUUUCUCGCCUCCCACCAGCAACCCCCGCUCCACCCCAGGCCCCAGGCACACGAAGCACAAGUCUCAGGGGACCAUUCCCAUGUGUGGGGAUCCUGAGGAAGCCCACAGCUGCCUCUUACAUAUACCGGGAGUGUCGCUACAACUGACCACCAGGAGCACACACACCCAGUGCCGGAGAGGCAUAUGGUUUUGCCUUCACCCCUGUUAAAACUGCACAUAUGCAAGCUAUUUGCACUCUGGAAUUGCAUGCCAUGAAAUUCCUGAUUGUGUGGAACUUAGUUUGAAUUUGAAAUACGCAGCAUGCACUAAGGGACCAGCCCGGGUCCGCCCUGGAGUCGUUCUGUCCGCUGGCUACGGAGCAUCCCGUAAGCUACUGUGAGUCCCAUGGAGCCUGAGCUUUGUGUAGCUAGUGCACUUAUUAUGCACCAUCUGUCUUCAGCCUACAUUCCCCUUUGUCCACCAUCCUUUCUCAUUUAUACUGAUUGCACACCAACUUGCACAGAUGAGAGUAAUGUCACUAUGAUGACCAUCUCUUAGCGGUAGACUCCAUUCUGAUUUAAGGUAAGCCCAAAGCUCACUUUUGGAUUUUCUUUACUCUCUGAGAAAAGUUGUGUAAGCUCCUAUGUCCUUCUGGGCUUGGCUAGGCAAGGUUGUGUCCCUCAAUAGGAUGGAGAGUGGCAUGGGCAAGGUGUCGUUUUCUCCCACAAUUUAACUCACCGAGGAUGCUUCUGUAGAGGUGAGAGCACGAUGACUCUGUUCAGAAUUACAAUAACUCAAUAUCACUGGGUAACUUAUGAUAGAUUUGUAUAAUCAAUACGGGUCUAUUUUUAUGUCAACUGAACACUGUAGAGUACCUUCCAGUCUUUUUCAAGAUUGUUAAAUUGAGACCAGUAAUUGGAUAAUUUGUCCUAUUUUUAUUUGAAAAAAGUGAAUGGACUGAAAAGUUAAAUGUGAAUGUACAUUUCUUAUUUGCAACUUUUCUACUGAGUGUUUGCACUAUACUUUCUGGGAUCUUAUUUAACAAAAAUAAAGGAAAAAAUUGCUUGACUAAACUCUGUGACCAUUUUAAUUGAAAAAUAAAUGGUUAUGUGGAUGUUUUAAA
Molecule: messenger RNA, 9788 nt
Organism: Galeopterus variegatus (Sunda flying lemur)
Lineage: Eukaryota; Metazoa; Chordata; Mammalia; Dermoptera; Cynocephalidae
Gene: ADCY1
Product: adenylate cyclase 1 (brain)
Exons: 19
Coding region: 1-2544 (847 amino acids)
Biological process (GO): adenylate cyclase-activating G protein-coupled receptor signaling pathway; intracellular signal transduction; cAMP biosynthetic process
Molecular function (GO): adenylate cyclase activity
Source: RefSeq, a predicted model, not a curated record